Molecule: messenger RNA, 7449 nt
Organism: Penicillium pulvis
Lineage: Eukaryota; Fungi; Ascomycota; Eurotiomycetes; Eurotiales; Aspergillaceae
Gene: atrA
Product: protein kinase MEC1
Exons: 25
Coding region: 1-7449 (2482 amino acids)
Biological process (GO): protein phosphorylation; DNA damage checkpoint signaling; telomere maintenance
Cellular component (GO): nucleus
Molecular function (GO): protein binding; protein serine/threonine kinase activity
Source: RefSeq, a predicted model, not a curated record
AUGGCACCUGAGAGAAACAAUGAUGGCUUCCCGCAAGGCAAUCGAGAGCCGCCCAUGGAGCCAGCCUCAUCCAUCCUUGCGGCUCAUUUCGCCCCUCUGGCACCGCAAGGGCAGAAAGGACAUCGGCUCCCGCGGGAAACUUUCGCACAGCUUCGCCAAGAACUUCUAGGGGAAAUACAGAGUCAAAUACGCGUCGAUGAAGGCAUCACAGACAUUAAUAAACUCAUCUGCAUUGUUCUCAAAGCCGGCCUGGAAGUGGAUCUAACUAGUACCGAACCGACAGAAGACUUGCUGGGCCAAAUUAUCGACUGUCUGGACAUCAUCCAAGCAAGCAUCGAGAAAGCCCCCCAGGCAUUAUGGGAAAUUUCAGAUCCGUUGAUCAUGGGUGAGGAUGUCGAAGCGCCAUUAUUUGCCUGGUUGAUCCUACGAUUGAUUAGAUUGUCUGGCGCUUGGUCCUCCGAGUUCAUUCACCAUAGAACGCAUCUCAUAUUCAGCAGCAUGGCCAGUCUUCAAUCCAAACAAGCUCGCUCAUCACCUUUAUGCUACGGCGUUUCGGCCUUUCUUCGUGCUUGUACAUCAGACAUUUUAUGCACCUUGGAAACAUCGCUGAGUGGCAACUUGCGGGAUUCUCCUUCCAAAGAUCUGUACAUACCCGCGACAAACGGGUCACUCGGUGUCGAUCUCGAUAAUCUGGCUCUUCCCCGCGGUCUCAUGCGGGAAAGGAUAGAUUUGGGUUCUUUCUCUCAGGCCAUCAUCCUUGUGUCUCUCUUAUUAGAUUCGUUUAGUCCUCAGGCCGCAAUAGAGGGUCUUCCGAAUCGACGAAGUUUCAAUCUCCGUCAGAAUCUUCCGUGGGUCUCAAAUGGGUACAACCGCCUCCGUCAAGUGGCGGCCAAGUGGGUACAGAGAGCUGGGUCAACGCUUACUCCAGAAGAGGAGCAGGACACUUUAGAAAUCAUGGCUUAUACACACCGAUUUUGUGUAUCUGACACGUCUGGAUCAGCCCUGCGUUCGGACGUAUCCUUGGCCUCGACCUGGGCUCAAUGCCUAAGUGACAUAAUCCCGCCCAGUAUUUCCAGUCCAUUGCCUGUCCUUCAGACGGGAUUGAUUCAUUUCUUGGAGGAAGCGCUCCAAGCGGCAUUCGAUUCGAAAAUUUUCGCGGAACACCUGAGGGAGUCAUUUUUACCUGUUUUUGCGAAAAUCAAGGACAAGGAUGGUAAUUUCUUGCCUAUGGAGCCAGGCCUAUUGGCCUCAAUUCAAUCUCUUGAGGAGGUGCUACUUGAUGUUUCGAGACUCGCCGAAUAUCACCCCAAGGGUUUGCCUGCUCCUCCAGCAGCCGCCGUUUUGGCUGAUGUUCAGAAACCCGGCAUUUUCAGCCACGAAAUGGACUUGGAUGAUGAUGCGCGAGCCCCAAAGCGCAUGUGCCUGCCUGUUGAGCCCUCAAAUCAAGGCUUACGGCAUCUGCUUACAGAGAAGCUAUCGGCGCUGUUAAACUGUGACAACUAUGAAGGAUUGGCGGACCUGCGAACUGCACUAAUAAACGCGUAUGAUGAGCUUUCUGACCCUCAAAGGUCAGACAUACUGAUUAUAAUCGGACAACUCUCCUGCGCCAUUACAGGACACCUUGAGCAAAAAGUCUCAGAUGUUGUAGGGCGAGAUACAAUUUUCUGUCAAACGUGCGAUUUCGAAGACCCCAAACCUGGGACCGGCACUGAACAAGAAAAAGUCGAAUUCGAGGAACUGUGGACAAUGUUCAACUCCAUUCUACCAAAGCUGACACGCACACCCGGUCCGCGCAUAGCAGCUAUGGUAGCUCUAAGAAGAAUACUGAUGCACUCCCCUUGUCUAGAUCAGAUGCACUUGUCAUCGUCUGCAUCUGGGGAAUUCUGCCUCCACGCUUUCCGAAGUUCCAUCAGAGAACUUCGCGUGGCGACCAGUCAUUCUGUCGUAGCAUUUGUGCACCCUAGUCUGCAGCCAGACGUUCGUCGAGCCAACUUUGUCGUCGUACUUGAAUGGCUAAAGAACAUUUCCGAGAAGAACGACAUUCCUUUACAGGAGGCAUGUGUUUUGACGCUCUGCUGUCUUGCCAAGUUCUCUGAUGAGGAAGAGAAGAAUAUCAUUCUUCUGCGCCUUGUGGAGUAUCUCGGUCACCCAAAUCCAUACAUAUGUGCAGUAGCAUACGAUCAGUUGUCCAAACUUGCUUUUCAAUUUACUUUGACACCUGCUGGCUUGUUCCGGCCAUAUUGGAGAACGCUGUCAGUGGCAGUCGUCAAGAAUCUUCAAACUCGCCCAUAUAUGGCCGAGCAACUAUGCGAACUGCUUGGCAUGAAAGUCGACAGCUUUUUGCGGUUAACAGAGGUUCAUGUUCUACCUUAUUUGGUUCUGACAAGAAAAAGAGACAUCAUUUGCAGAAUCGGGGCAAGUCGCGAUGAAGCGGAAUCGCCUUUCGACGUAUGUUCUGAGAAGAACAACCUUGCGGCAAUUCUCGCUUUUCUGCUAGCUCAGGAAUCUAGCAACCCGGAAGCCAUGAUCAUGUCUCUGCUGGCAGAAAUAGACCCCGCUUUCAAAGGACGGACCCUGGCCGAGUUGGUGCGAAUCGAGCCAAUCCUGAUUGCUUGUGAUUUAUUGAAAAGCCUUGGGGAUGCCGGUGAACAAAAUAAGGAAAGAUUUCACCAAGCACUUCGUCGCCUGGCCUCUUUCGUUCCAAGGAAGUCUGCUUCACACGGAGGUUCCUCCAAAAAGGCGGAUUUACUGAGCCACUUCAUCGAAGAACAUGUUCUCGGAAUCAUCACGCAAUUUUCAAACGCAAUCAAUGACUUUCAAGUGCGUCAAACACUGGCGGAGAAGAGACGGAAUCUUAAAGCAAUCGAAGAAAUGAUCAGUAUUGCCCAGGGCCAUGUCAGUAAUGCAUUGCCUCAAGUCUGUGCUUGUCUUCGCUCUGCCCUGGACAUGGAGGAGUUAUGUGCUCAAGCGUUCUCAGCUUGGACGACCUUGAUCAGCUCCCUCAGUGCGGAAGACAUCGAGCCUCUCAUCGACCAGACAUUUGCAAUUGUAAUUAGAUAUUGGGAUAGAUUGACUGACCGAAGCAGGAAACAUGCACAUCGUUUAAUCGAUCACAUAUUGACAAAUCAUCCAAACCUCGUGCGAGAUACCUUCGACACCAUGCCGUCAUUAGCCUCUAUUCCUGAGAUGGCCCCAUUCGAGGCCCAAAUCAACGAAUUGCGGGCAGAGAUGGACGUCCGAAGUCGAUUGCUCGCCUUGAUCCGCCGCUGUCAGAGUGAAAAUGGUACUGUUGUUGAGCAAGCCUUGGCCGAAUUACUUCCGUUUCUGUCCAAAAACGAGGAGUUCUUGCACGUCUCUGCUCUUAGCGAACAGCCCGAUCCUGUUAUUGCCCAGCUCACGAGAGCUUUAUUGGAUUGUUGUGUCAAAUUCAAUACUAGUUCAGACAGCAUCACAUCACUGUCUGCGCAAUGUUUGGGACUUGUUGGCUGUUUGGACCCAAAUCGAGUAGAGACAGUGAAAGAGAAGAAGGACAUCCUUGUUCUCUCAAAUUUCGAUCGAACAGAGGAAAUUGUCGAAUUUGUCCUUUUCUUUCUCCAGCAUGUGCUUGUCGAUGCAUUCUUGUCGGCCUCAAAUACAAGAGCCCAGGGAUUUCUGGCAUAUGCCAUGCAGGGCCUUCUCAGAAUCUCCAAUCUGCAAUCGGUUCUAUCUCAGCGGUCGUAUAAUGUUCAGGGUGAUGAGAAAUACCAGCGGUGGAUGGAACUCCCUGAAGGGAUCCGCAAUACUUUGACGCCAUUUCUUACAUCAACGUACACCGUUACGAUCGUUGCGAAGAACCCCGAAAUUGAGUAUCCUCUCUUUUCCCCGGACAUGACCCAUAGUGAGUGGCUUCGAACUUUGGUGCAGGACUUGCUCUCAAUCCAAAAGGACGACAAUGCAAAGCUCGUUUUUGCUUUCUGCAGUCGUGUGGUGAAAGGUCAAGACAUAUCCAUAUCUUCCUUCCUCCUGCCAUUCGCGGUGCUUUACCGCAUCGUCGGCGGCACAACGCAAGAACAGCAAGACAUUCAACUCGAAUUAAUAAAGGUUCUUUCACAUCCUCUUCCUGAUACGAAUAACAACGCCCGUGAAACGAUCAUAUGCUGCAGUCAGAGUGUUUUCGAUGUCCUGGACUACUUGUCGCGAUGGCUUCAGGGAAAGAAAAAGCAGCUCAAUAGUAUAGGCCAUCAACCCAACCAGUCGAGCCGUUCUCGAGAUAACGGUAGAGAAUUACUUUUCGACAAAUUUUCAGCUCAGAUCAAAUCCGUUGAAGCCGUUUUGGCUGCAAUCCCACCCGAGAUAAUCUCCAAGCGUGCUGUGGAAUGUAAAUCAUUCUCUCGGGCUUUGUUCCAUUGGGAGCAGUAUAUCCGGCGAUGUAACUCACAGCCGGAAUCUACGGAAGGUUCUGACUCAGAGCUGCUUUACCAAAGGCUGCAAGACAUCUACAGCCAAAUUGAUGAGCCAGACGGGAUAGAAGGUAUAUCCAGCCAUUUGUCCGGACUGAACAUUGACCAACAGGUUUUGGAACAUCGAAAGGCUGGCAGGUGGGCCACCGCACAGAGUUGGUAUGAGCUUCAGCUCGAAAAGGAACCUGACAACCUUGAGGCCCAGUGGAAUCUUAUCACUUGCCUCAAGGAAUCAGGGCAACAAGAUGCCAUUCUCACUCGCUUCGAAGCUCUCAAAGAUGAAGAUGCCGCAACUUCGCGAUUCCUUCCAUUUGCAGUCGAAGCAUCUUGGAUCACAAGUAGAUGGUCUAAGCUCAAAGGCUAUCUGGAACUAUGUGCUGAGAAGGGAACUGGCGACUUCAACGUGGGCAUUGGCUCGGCUCUCUGCGCUCUUCAAGGGCGGCACGAAAACAAUGACGCUUUGUUGGCGGAGAAGUCAGAAGCCUUUACAAGAACCAUUAACCAGCUUAGGCUCAAUGUUGCAAAGUCCUUGACGUCAAAUUCUGUCGCUUCAUUACAAUCAUGCCAUGACGAUAUGCUCCGACUGCAUGCCUUGGCAGAUGUGGAGGCGAUAGCCAAUGCAAGAACUGGAAGCCCCUCGUAUCCAGACUUGUCUGCCGCCCUUAAACGGCGUUUGGAUGUCUUGGGAGGUUACAUCGCUGAGAAACAGUACCUAUUGGGUAUCAGACGAGCGGCCAUGGAGCUAGCAGGCGGUUUUGUGGAUUCCGAUAUCUCUGCUGCCUGGCUUACAAGUGCCCACCUCUCGCGCAAAGGCAAAUUCACUAGCCAGGCAUACCAUUCAAUGCUCAAUGCAGCUAGGCUUAAAGACCGAUCAGCCACCAUUGAACAUGCAAAACUGCUCUGGCAAGAUGGACACCAUCGAAAGGCGAUCCAGACUCUGGAAGGGGCCAUAUCCAUGAAUGAAACCACUCCAACAGCAUCCAAUCCGGCUGCAUCCGAGGCAGCCUCCUUUGUCUCCAGUCGUGGACAGAAGCAAAACGAUGUUCCUGCCAGGGCCCAUCUUAUGCUGGCAAAGUGGACUGAUAGAGCCGGUCAGACCCACUCUCAGGCUAUUGUUCAACGAUAUCGAGAAGCCAUCAAGUUGUACCCACGGUGGGAGAAAGCCCAUUACUACCUUGGAAAGCACUACAACAAGAUCCUUGAUUCUGAGAAGGCGAAGCCUAUGGGGAAAGAGGCUCAAAUAUAUCUGAGUGGAGAGGCUACCAAAUUGGUGAUCGACAACUACCUUCGUUCCCUAACAUAUGGCAGUAAAUACGUUUUCCAGACCCUACCAAAGCUCCUCACACUUUGGUUAGAGCAUGCUUCCAUCGUUGGUCAGCCCAUUGACCCAAAAAGAGGAGACAAUGAGGAGUUCCAACGACACACCAAGGCGCAAAGACAAAAAAGCCUAGAUGAAAUGCAUGCCCAGCUGAAGAAAUACAUUGCGUCUCGUCUUCAGCCUGCUUUGCUAUUUACAAUUUUGCCCCAGGUUGUGGCCCGUAUUUGUCACCCAAACAGUACGGUCUAUGAUCUGUUGACUAGAAUUGUGACCAAGGCUGUCCACUACUUUCCCCAGCAAGGUCUAUGGACAGUUCUUGCUGUGGUCAAAUCUUCGAAUAAGGAUCGAGCAUCGAAGGGUUACAACUGUCUUCAGAAGAUCACUGAGUUCACCACGAAGCAUAAGACGGAUAUCUCAUCUCCUGACAUUCGUCGCAUGAUAACAGCCGGUCAAAAGGUCUCCGAGGAAUUGCUUCAGCUAUGCCUCGCACCUGUCGAGGAUAGAGCCACUAAGGUCUCGCUUGCGCGCGGUCUGGGAUUUAACCACAAGGUUGUGCCUUGUCGUUUGGUUGUGCCAUUCCAGGCCAUGUUGAUUCCCAGUCUCCCUGCAUCCCAUGAUGCGGACUAUCUGAAAGGGUUCAGAGCCUUCCCUCGGGAUCCAACGACAAUAGAAGCCGUUCUGGACGAGGCCACAAUUCUCAACUCGCUUCAAAAGCCUCGCAAGAUCAGUAUUAGAGGUUCCGACGGGAAGAUCUACAAUGCACUUUGCAAACCGAAAGAUGAUCUUCGCAAGGAUCAACGUCUCAUGGAAUUCAAUAACAUGAUCAAUAGAUUUUUGAAACGGGACGUUGAGGCCAGCAAACGGAGGAUGUACAUCAAAACCUACGCAGUUACCCCAUUGAAUGAGGAGUGCGGUCUCAUCGAAUGGGUGGACAAUCUUCGCACACUGAGGGACAUUAUCGUCAAGCUUCUCCGCGAGCGAGGAAUUUCGCCCAAUUACGGCGAAAUCAAGCAACAUCUCAACGAGAUCUGUGCAGACAGGUCACGUUCCAAAGUUCAUUUGUUUACGACCAAGAUUCUGGCCAAGCUUCCUCCCGUUCUCCAUGAGUGGUUCAUUGAGAUGUUCCCGGAGACAGAAGCCUGGUUUGCGGCAAGAUUGCGAUACACAAGAUCUGCGGCAGUGAUGUCUAUGGUUGGAUACGUCCUAGGCCUUGGCGAUCGACAUGGAGAAAAUUUGUCAUUUGAAGAAGGCACAGGAGGAAUUCUGCAUGUUGAUUUCAAUUGUCUAUUCGACAAGGGCCAAACAUUUGAGAAACCAGAAGUUGUCCCAUUCAGAUUAACAAACAAUAUGAUUGAUGCCUUUGGCGCUUACGGGUACAAUGGACCCUUCCGACGCACCUGUGAAAUCACUCUUAGUCUUCUACGACAAAAUGAGGAUUCAUUAAUGACCAUCCUGGAAACUUUCCUCCAUGACCCGACCACCGACUUUAUCGGAAAAAGACGCCGGAAUCACGCGAACGUUCCAGACACUCCGGCCGGUGUGCUGGAAGAUGUUCGCACCAAGCUUCGGGGUUUCAUGUCUAAGCAGCCCAUUGCCCUGUCCGUAGACGGACAAGUGGAUGAGCUGAUCAUGCAGGCAACUGAUAAGAAAAAUCUGGCGGCCAUGUACAUUGGAUGGUGCGCCUUCUUUUGA